This is a messenger RNA of Anopheles arabiensis, 964 nucleotides long. Its product is annotated as TSET complex member tstA-like. The transcript is spliced from 2 exons. Lineage: Eukaryota; Metazoa; Arthropoda; Insecta; Diptera; Culicidae. The record is from RefSeq and is a predicted model, not a curated record. Gene Ontology annotation, cellular component: nucleus. Bases 232 to 900 code for a protein of 222 amino acids.
CGUGCUGCUGUUUCGGCUUAAGAAGCUGCUGGUAUUUCCUUCCUCUGCUGUUGUUCGAUGGUAGUCUAAAGAUGAAGGGCUCGCGCACCCGGUUUGCGUUCAACAGCAUUGGAUUCCAGCAACUUCUUCAGUGAGUGACUGCUUCAACAACCAACAGCAUAGGCACAUGUAAUUAUCACAUCUAAUACUGCAUACACUUUUAGGAAUAACAAAGACGCCCGCACAACCAGAAUGCAGUACCAAAAAAUGGUCGACAAGUUGGAAGAUGUCCCCGACAUCGCUAGAGGGAUGUUCAAAGGUGACCAGACCGCUUUUUGGGAAGAGAUGGCCGAGCAUCUUAACGCCCUUGGACCGCCAAUUCGAACGGGUGCAACGUGGAAGCGGGUAUGGUUCGAUUAUAAAUGUGCGGUCAAAAAAAAGCUGCGAGUUAAUAAAGCGUCGUUGUUGGCUACUGGUGGCGGGCCGUUCCAUCAACGGCCCUUAAACGACGUGGAGGAACGAGUUGCUGACUUGACCAACUUAAAGGCCACAAUAGAAGGCAACUCUGGCCGUGCUUUCGGUGAUCAGCUUUGCACGAUGGACAGCAACAACAACAACAACAACAACCAAUUGUUGGCGAAUAACAAUAAUGAGCAAAACUUAGAACACGAGCAGCCAUAUAGUGAGAUGGAAAAUAACGAGCAGCAAAACCCGGUGGUAGCCAAAGCUCGACAGAAACGGAGCCGGAAGCGCAGAAACACCGAAGCGGUAUUGCGCCUAAACGAAGAGCUGCUACAGCUCAUGAAGCGCAACAUAGAGGCGCAAAAAGAAUCCACUGCUGCUCUAACGAAGGUAGCUGGCGCAAUAGAUAACGCAACAGCAGCGCUGAAAGAGGCAAUGGAACGCCUGACAAUUGAUUAAAAAAAUCCAUUAUCUUUAAGUUUUUAGGCGUUAAUUUAUGUUUACUGUUAUUGCUCAGCUGAAC